CUCACAUGUUUAAAACGGGUAAUAAAAGGUGGUUUGUGCCUCUGAAUAAAACAAAGUCAAGUUAUGAACAGAACAUUCUUGCAUUUACCAUUAGGUCUACACAAACUCUGGGAGACAGCGGAAACUUCAGAAAGGGAGGCGUUUUCUGCUACAGGAUGUUUUCCUGCAUAAGAGGAUGUGUGAGGUCUUAGUCACUGCAGCACCGUGGGAGUGCUUCAGAGUAUCGGAGUACGAGCAGAUCAGAGUUCCUCUCGCAGCACACAGUCGAUGUAGUCCGCCGGAGGAGCUCAGAGUUUGUAAAAGGUGCAUGAGGGAAAGCCUUUGAGUCUCGGUAAGCAAGAACAUCAAGAUGAGAGCGCACUGGAUGUUCAUGAUGCUCCUGAGCUGCGGGUCAUAUCAUGCCAUCAAGUCCCAGGACGUCUGCCCCUGCAAAGACCAGAUCAAAACAGUAUGCAUGCCUGCCGGGGGAGAGGUGUCCGUGCCCUGCCCGAAUUCCACGGGCCAAGAAGUCAUUUACAACCUCUACAAGGACGGUGAAGAGAUUUGCACCGACCCGUGCACCACGGCCGGCGUGAGACUGCGCGAGGACAAUAAAAGCUUCAUGCUCACUGUGGUGAAUGCCAGCAGCUAUGGAGCGUACGGAUGUCAGAGCAUAGGCACGUUCCCUCCCCCCCUCACCAAGAGUACUCUGUGGAUCAUUGUGCAUGUGGAGGGACACCAAUGCAAUGUCCAAGAGGACCGCAGCACAACCGAUAGAAAUCAGACAGAUGGAUUCCUCUGGAUUUGGAUCCUGGUGCUCGUGCUUCUUUGCACCUACAGUCUCAUCAUCACCAUCAUCGCCAGCAUCAUCUGGGUCAAGUGGAGGUCAUCGAACUGCCAGAACGACUACAUGAACACCAAACCCAAAGCGAAUAAGGACCGGAGAAAGAAGAGGGGGGUUCAAAUCCCGGUUCGCCGUCACUUCUGAAACCACCUGCCCUACCCCCCCGUCCCCCACGGCCAUCAUCCUCGUUAUGCAGACAUGCAAUGUCGUCACAAAGUUUUGUUCUUUUGUAUCAUCAAUACAGGUUGUUAUGUGUCUACACAGCAAAAAGGAGUAGUUCCUCCUUUGGUAGCUGUGGUUUUAUGAAGCAAUAAAAAAAAAGAAAAAGAAAAUUA
Messenger RNA from Pungitius pungitius (ninespine stickleback), 1158 nucleotides. RefSeq names its product T-cell-specific surface glycoprotein CD28. The transcript is spliced from 4 exons. Gene Ontology annotation, biological process: regulation of T cell proliferation; T cell receptor signaling pathway. Lineage: Eukaryota; Metazoa; Chordata; Actinopteri; Perciformes; Gasterosteidae. The record is from RefSeq and is a predicted model, not a curated record. The coding region runs from base 350 to 967 and encodes 205 amino acids. Gene Ontology annotation, cellular component: external side of plasma membrane.